AUGCCUUCGCUCUCUACUUCGCUCUUCGCCGCCGGCCUGGCGACAUUGGCCCAGGCAUUUACCGCCCCUGGUGCACAAACCUGGGGCCCUCUGCUCACCCCAGAUGUGUCAUCUCCAGUCACCCAAGGCGAACAAUUCACCGUGACCUGGGAUCCUGAGAAGCACCCAACCGACGGCGUCACCGUCAGUCUCGUUCUCUGCCACGGACCCAGCACCAACUGCGUCCUCCAAGAUACGGCCAUUGCGGAGGGACUUCCCGCGGCUCAGAAAUCCUUCGAUUGGGACGUUCCUUGCGACUUGGAGGCCGGUACUCAGAACACGCCGACCGGAUAUGGUAUGCUGGUCAUUGUGGACGGCACUGGAGAAUUCCAAUAUUCGACUCAAUUCUCCGUCCUCGAGGGCAAGAGCUGCUCGGGCUCCAGCUCCAGCUCCAGUUCCAGCUCCGGCUCGAGCUCAUCCUCUUCCAAGAUCUCCGUCUCGGCAACCACCGUCACCGGCAGCAGCGGCACCUCCAUCAUCCUAGGCCCUCCUGCGUACCAGACCGGCACCAACACGUGGGGCGCCUCGGGUAACUCGUCGUGGGCCACCACCGCGACCCCGACCGGCAGCAACGGCUGGAACGGCGGCGCGACAUCCACUCCCGUCUCCUCCUCAGACUGGGGCAACUACAGCACCCUCCCCGGCACCACCGUCAUCGCCACGGAGAGCACCCUGACCACCGCCCCCAGCGGUGGCUCGACCGUCGCCGCCGAGAGUACCGGAACGGCCUCGGGCCCCGCUGCCAGCGCAUCCGCCUUUGACGGCGGCGCCGGACGAGUCGGCUACAGCGCCGCAGGCCUGGUGAUCGCAGGCGCCGUUGCUGUUCUCGCUCUGUAG
Fonsecaea pedrosoi CBS 271.37 is the source of this 876-nucleotide messenger RNA. RefSeq lists its product as uncharacterized. The transcript has 3 exons. The record is from RefSeq and is a predicted model, not a curated record. Bases 1 to 876 code for a protein of 291 amino acids. NCBI's taxonomy places the organism in Eukaryota, Fungi, Ascomycota, Eurotiomycetes, Chaetothyriales, Herpotrichiellaceae.